This is a messenger RNA of Micropterus dolomieu (smallmouth bass), 2730 nucleotides long. Its product is annotated as homeobox protein Hox-B3-like. The coding region runs from base 672 to 1508 and encodes 278 amino acids. Gene Ontology annotation, cellular component: nucleus. NCBI's taxonomy places the organism in Eukaryota, Metazoa, Chordata, Actinopteri, Centrarchiformes, Centrarchidae. Gene Ontology annotation, biological process: regulation of transcription by RNA polymerase II. The record is from RefSeq and is a predicted model, not a curated record. The transcript has 4 exons. Gene Ontology annotation, molecular function: DNA-binding transcription factor activity, RNA polymerase II-specific; RNA polymerase II cis-regulatory region sequence-specific DNA binding.
ACCGCUCAUUCACUUAACCCUAGUAACACAACCUUUUCUUGGCUAUUUGCGUACGCGUAUUGCAUAUACAUUGUUGUUGUUGUGAGAAACUGGCCGCCGUACGUGCGUAAUUUUCCAAAAGUGGGCGAUGGAGCCUCCGCGCGACGCCUCUCUGUGUGCGCCAUAUUAAUGUGUUGUAGCUACAUGUUCUUGAAAAUGAGGAAUCAUGACACUCACGGAAGGUGGGAUUACUUUCAUGAAAUCACUUGAACAAAGUGGGGAAAUUUGGGGAGAAGACUGAGAGGAAGCGAGCGGAUCAUCUGCGGAGUGGUACCCACACAGGAAAUGAUGGAUUAUCAACAAAGCUGCACAUUGUUGGAGAAUAUGACAUCUGUGAAAGUUGCAGGACAGGCCCUCAAUGUGGGGCAUUGUUCGGCACAUCAUUUAUCUUCCUUUCACUGCACUGCCUGUAGUCGAGGAGGAGUUUUAGUUUGCAGGGAAAUGCGAGCUAGACCUCCUCAACAAACAGCUCCAACAGACGACCGACGGACUGGACUGAGAAUCUGUGCUGAUGAAAAGAUGAGAUCCAAAAGGAAAAGGCCAGAAGCCCAGGGCUUUCUGGAAACCUGCCAUGUGACAUUUGGCUGCCAGCGCUCCAUCAGAAGGUCAAAGGGGACCCCGGUGCACAUUUAAUGGAAAUGCAGAAAACCAGUGCGACACAAAACACCCAGCACCAUGACUUCUUCAGCGAGUCUUUGGAGGAUGUUAGUGGGUUUGCGUACACUCAUCAAGCAGCCUCACAAGUGGAGACGUUUGAGCGCACGUUUCCCCUGAGGUCAAAACAGCAAAACCCCAAGUUCCCUAUGAGCAAAAAGAUUUUCCCCUGGAUGAAAGAGUGCAGACACUCAGAUCAGAAACAAGGCAGAAGAAUCGCAGACUGCACCGUCAACGAGAAGUGCCCAAGCGCGACACCGGCCUCCAAGAGGACGCGCACCGCGUACACGAGUGCGCAACUGGUAGAGCUGGAGAAGGAGUUCCACUUCAGCCGCUACCUGUGCAGGCCGCGGCGGGUGGAGAUGGCCAACCUGCUCAACCUCCAGGAGAGGCAGAUCAAGAUUUGGUUCCAGAACCGGAGGAUGAAGCAGAAGAAGGAUGAGAGAUUGCAGGGCCUCACCACCACCACCACCACCACCACCACUACCACCACUACCACCUCCUCCUCACCUCUUUCCUCACCCUCCGCACCGGGCAGCCCCACUCUGUCGAGCCUGGGUUAUGUCCAUCUGGGCGGGGAUUACCAGCCGGCCUCCCCUCCGCUCAAGUCCCAACAACACCAGCCGGCGUACACGGCAGAAUACUCCAAAUAUCCAGCUCCAGGCUUCACGCACGGCCCGCAAUUUAAUACGCAGUACAACACGCACAGCACCUCACACACAACAGACCCUAAUGUGGAUCUUAACUUGUCAUAUUUCCCACAGAGCUGCACUCAGGACAGAAUCAUGCAAGCCCCGAAACUGAGUCAUCUGUAGACACUCAGUUCCUCUAGCCUCCAGAAAAACUUUCCUUUUAAUUUAUAGAGGAAGACUCCACUGAUCUGUCUUGAUGCAUGCUAUUUAUUUUUAUUUAUUUUCACAAAUUAAUCUAAAUAUUAGUCUCAAGUCUUAUUUAUUUUUAUUUAUUCAUCUUGUGCAUUUUAUAUUGUUGUGUUAAAGUUUACAGGCGGGCCUCUUCUAAUCAUUUUUAGAGAAAUUAGGAAAGGCUGUAAUCCAGCCCUGUGUUGUUUAAAUUAUAAUGUUCACUGCUGUUGUUUCAGCUGCACAAAUAAACGCAAUUUGUUGAGAUUUCCCCACCAGACUCUCCAGAGUAAACACUUCUCCUAGAGCCAGUAUAUAAAAACGAAAUGACGACUGUAAUGCAGCCAAAACGUUGGAAAAUUUCCUCUUUUUUUUGUUAAAGCUUAAUUAGCACUUGAGGUCUACAUCACAUUAACUCUUACUUAAUUACAGGGUCCUUAUACGGAUGAGUGUGGACGUGAUAGGUUUUUGGAUGAUAUUACAUUAUAGUCGUGGUGUCGUUAACUCUCAAGCAUGAAAAAAAAAUGAAGUCAUGAAAAAAAAAGGCUAUAUGGUUCUUAAAUGCUUCUUUGUUCUUUUAUGGGUAAAGUGGGCCACACAAGCUGUCAAUCUUUAAAAAGAGCGCAUGAUGGAUCACUGAAUCCACUGCGUUGCUUUUCAGUCAGUCUGUCUGCAGGAUUCAUGUUGUGGAAAGGCCGGAGAAAUGUUUUGGUAACAAGCCAAUGCACCUUUUGACCGGACUUAUACUAAAUUUAUAGCAAGUUGUCGCCAGUGAUUUCUAAAACGUGAACACUGAAAAUGAAGCUUAAAUUACUGCACAACAGAAAAUAUCACAGCUACACAGCUUAUAGGCCAUAAAUCAAAAAAGGUUAACAAUCAAUAUGUAGGAUUAAUACUUGGACUUUAUUAUUUUAUAUUAUGUUUGCCUAGGUUUGCAAAAUUAAUAAUUUAGCAGUCUAUGUAACUUUUGACAUAUUCAAGCCAAUGAUGUGCGCCUUAUUUUGUAUUGUAUGGAGAUCAUCAUUAUUAUACCAUGCAUUACACUUACACACAUAUAUUGUCAUUAUUUGAAAUUAUUGUCAUUAAUUUGUCAUUUUGAGCUCAUCUAACACUGUGGCCUGAAAAUGUGCCCUGAUGUUUGUGUUCUUAUCAGAUGGAUGAGCGAGUUUGAUUGAAG